Molecule: messenger RNA, 1390 nt
Organism: Gracilinanus agilis (Agile Gracile Mouse Opossum)
Lineage: Eukaryota; Metazoa; Chordata; Mammalia; Didelphimorphia; Didelphidae
Gene: MYF6
Product: myogenic factor 6
Exons: 3
Coding region: 1-810 (269 amino acids)
Biological process (GO): positive regulation of myoblast differentiation; regulation of transcription by RNA polymerase II; muscle organ development
Molecular function (GO): RNA polymerase II cis-regulatory region sequence-specific DNA binding; protein dimerization activity; DNA-binding transcription factor activity, RNA polymerase II-specific
Source: RefSeq, a predicted model, not a curated record
AUGCCAUCUGGGUGGUUCCUCACGGGGUUGGGAGCCCAUCACCCAGCUCCGGUAGAGCCAGAGGCCGAAGAAGAGAGCAUAAUGAUGGACCUUUUCGAAACGGGCUCCUAUUUCUUCUACCUGGACGGGGAGAAUGGAGCCCUGCAGCAGCUGGAGAUGGCCGAAGGCUCUCCUCUGUACCCGGGCAGCGACGGGACCUUGUCCCCCUGCCAGGACCAAUUGCCCCCCGAAGCCGGGAGCGACAGCAGCGGGGAGGAGCACGUUCUGGCUCCCCCGGGCCUGCAGCCCCCUCACUGCCCGGGGCAAUGCCUCAUCUGGGCCUGCAAAACUUGCAAGAGGAAAUCAGCCCCGACGGAUCGGCGCAAGGCCGCCACCCUACGCGAGAGGCGACGUCUUAAGAAGAUCAAUGAGGCCUUUGAGGCCCUGAAACGCAGGACAGUGGCCAACCCCAACCAGAGGCUGCCCAAGGUAGAGAUCCUGAGGAGCGCCAUUACUUACAUCGAGCGGCUGCAGGACCUCCUGCACCGGCUGGAUCAGCAGGAGAAGAUGCAAGAGCUGGGGGCAGACCCCUUCAGCUACAGCCCUAAGCAAGCAAAUCUCCCAAGUUCCGAUUUCCUGAGCACCUGCAGCUCUGACUGGGAAAAUGUUUCUGAUCAUUCCAGGGCCCUAGCCAUAAGUCCCAGAGAAGUUGGAGGGCCCAUAAUUGAGUCAUCUGCCUCCAGUAGCCUCCGGUGCCUUUCUUCAAUCGUGGACAGUAUCUCCUCCGAAGAACCCAAACUUCUCAGUGUGGAGGAGGUGGUGGAGAAAUAACUGAUCACUUUGCUGCUUCUGGAGGGUUCCUCACUUGGCUUGGAAGAUUAUUCCCUGCUCCACCCCCACCUCCACCCCCACCCCAUUCCUAACCUUUAGAUUAGGUUACCUUGCAUUAAUAUUUUGGGAACCUUGCCCAGGAUCUUCUGAAAGGGUGAAAAUAAAGUGAUAUCUUCUCAGAGAAAACAAAAACAAAAACAAAACAGUAAUGCACUUUGGGACGGAAAACCCUCUCUGCCUUUGGUCUCCUGAGCCUCUCCUGGCAUAGACCUUCCUUUCACCUUUUCCUUUUGGGCUUUAAUUUAUUAGAUUGACUUUUAUCAUGAUGAUGCCUAUUGUACCCUGCUCCGGAGAAGUUCAUUCCUAUCUGAAACUAAAUGGGAAAGUUGUGGUUGAUUGUUAGUUUUUAUUUAACUGUGUUCCUCGGUUUGUUUUGUAAAUACUUUUAGUACUUUCUCUUUUUUAUGUAAAUGCAAGAAUGUAUGUAAACUGGGGAAUGCCAUAUUGUAUAUAAGUGGUUCAAGGAUGCUAGUAUUGUAUAAAUAAAAGGCCUUUCUAUAUUCUCAAAGCCUGUCAAGAA